UGCCGUGGACCGUUGGCUUUGGCAGGGUUUCGGGGCUACUGGACUGGACUGUACUCUGAUAUACCAUCUGCACUCUCGCCCACCGCCGUCUUCCCAUGCGACUCCCGUCUGCCCGUCAUUCCUUUGCUGAUAACCAAGACGUUGGCACUGGCCAGGAAGACUCCCCGAAACUCCCUAUCUGUAUCCCUCACGCCCGUCGGCCGCCUGGUCCCUGGGAACUGAUCUACACCUAGAUCUGGUUCCUUGCUGCACCUCCGCCGUCACCCUCAGGCUAUCUCCAGACCGCUUCGAUACCAAAAUCCCCGGGGCUCGGUCGGCCUAUAUUGGCGCAGCACCCAAGCUUGCCUGCCAUUGUUGAUCUGGCCAUUGUCUUCACUUCGGUCGCCGAUUCUUGCUGCCGCAACUCUUGCCCCAACACCCGAACAACUCGACACUAUUCAGAUGCCGAUUGUGCUGCUGUCAGCCUGCCUGUCUAGAACCGCACCAUGAUGGCAACAACUUCGAUCACUGCCCAACCGAACAACUCCAAGUAUUACAUGAAUCCCUCAGCCGGACCAUCGCCGCCCGAGGCGUUCACCUUUGGUGGUCGACAAGCCACGACACCACCCUCACAAAACAUCUCGCCUACGAACUAUCACGCGAACGUGCGCCAGCUGCGUCAGCCCCGUCAACCGCUGUACGUGCCAGCUGCACUGCGCCCGAACGAGAAGAUUGCGCGACCCACCGACAUCCCCGGGCGGCCACGUGCGCCCGACACCCCACCAGCGAGCAACGAGAGCAGCUUCGAUGCGGGCAAGCUCGAUUCACCGGCUGCGACAGAUUUCGCACGCUUCCAACUGGGCCCGAGCGACAGCGAUCAUGAAUCUUUGCGACGAGGGUUGAGCCGAGCUGCGAGCGAAACCAUUUCAUUGGAAGAGAUGGGACCAGUCACAGGCACGCCAACGACAGCACACUGGAAGCCUGACGAGUCUGCAAAGAGCUGUUCUGUCUGCAAGGAGACCUUUGGCUGGAUCUUUCGCAGACAUCACUGUCGACGGUGCGGCAAUGUCGUGUGCUACAACCACGUUCGAUCGGUGAUCCCUCUCGACCAGAAUGCACGCAUUCAUCCUGAAGGCCACCUCAGCAAGGCAUGCGAUCCUUGCUAUGACGAAUACAAGAUCGUCAGAAAACUAUACCACUCCCGCGCGAGUUCCAUUUCGGAGUCCACAAACAGCUCGCAAGGCACUGCCAUGCCCAUCCCAGGCCAGAUGCGUCAGGCUGACGAUGUUCGCAUCGGCAGCAUGGCUCGUUCGGAGGGAGGCAUGGUAUGGAGUACCUUUUGAGUACUGAACCAACCUUCAGCGACCACGGCUCCGUCACGCGACACGAAACUGGAAGAGGAGUUCACGGCCUCAUUUGAUUACUACCCCUUGAAUUACUGGGAAGGCUACAUGAUGCGUUCAAGCGUUUCAAUUCUUUACUGCAGCAACAGCUUUGCUUGCAACAAUUCUUUCUGCAUUUUAGCGUUUUGAAGCGGUCUGCGUGAUACCCCACGGCGAGUAUGCACAAUAGAUCAAAUUUUGUCCAACACUGGCGUUUAUGAACGGGGAGCAAAUGAUGAACAAGGCGACAACUUGCCUUUGAAGAUUGUAUAUUAUUUAUAUCAAUUACUACGGAGCAAAGAAUGAUUUAGCUUCUAUGAAUCAAACACACGCUGUAAUAGAAUAUGUUUCUACUGAAAUCGAAUGUUACCA
Molecule: messenger RNA, 1733 nt
Organism: Cercospora beticola
Lineage: Eukaryota; Fungi; Ascomycota; Dothideomycetes; Mycosphaerellales; Mycosphaerellaceae
Product: FYVE zinc finger domain-containing protein
Molecular function (GO): metal ion binding
Source: RefSeq, a predicted model, not a curated record